Dermacentor andersoni is the source of this 906-nucleotide messenger RNA. Its product is annotated as nucleoside hydrolase-like. The record is from RefSeq and is a predicted model, not a curated record. Gene Ontology annotation, molecular function: hydrolase activity, hydrolyzing N-glycosyl compounds. Lineage: Eukaryota; Metazoa; Arthropoda; Arachnida; Ixodida; Ixodidae.
AUGGAUGUCGACACCGGCAGCGACGAUGCCAUGGCUAUCGCGCUGGCCGCGAGGUUGCCCAACGUGUGCAUCGAGGCUAUUACCGUCGGUGCGGGGAACAGGAACGUGUCUACUGCCUACGACAACACGUUGAAAGUUCUAGGCGUUUUGAACCGGACAGACGUGCCGGUCUACAAGGGCGCCGAAGAACCGAUCCGCAACCACUGGAACUGCAAGAACGGCUUCUGUUCAGGCGGCUCCCCCAACGAGCUGCGCACGCCUGCAUCCGUGGAAAUGGUCGAGCUGGUCAAGAAAGGUCUACAGACACUAAUAGUAUUGGCCCCUUUGACUAACGCGGCGACUGCUUUGCUCAUGGAACCGGACUUCCUGAACAACGCCGAACACGUGUACCUUAUGGGCGGUAACCUUUACGGUGUGGGAAACUCACUGCCAGCGGCCGAGUUCAACUUCUUCACAGACCCCGAAGCCGCAAAGGUUUUUCUCGAGAGGGCCACAUGUCCCGUCACCAUCGUUCCUUGGGAAGCCUGCCGCCGUGGAACGGUGCCGUGGGACACGUACUGCGGCGUCGCGAGCAAGACCGGUCCGCUCCAGGAGUUUCUCCGGAACGUCACCGCCAGCAGCUACCAGCACUGCCCCAGCGGGCAAGACGGCAGCGAGGGCGUCGUCGUGAGCGACUUUGUCACGCUCCUGGCCGCGGUGGCUCCCGAGAGCGUCGCAGGGACCCUCGUGCACCGAGUGGACGUCGAGUUGGCCGGCAACUACACGAGGGGCCAGCUCGUCCAUGCCUGGGAGCCGCAGAUGCUUCCGCACGUGAGACGAAACGUCACCAUCGUUGAGCGUUUCGACGUCAGCAUCGUCGCCAAGUACUUCAAGGACGCGUUCGACCCGCCGCAACGUGGAGCCUGA